AUGGAGUCUCUUGGGAAGCUACAGCUCAAUCAACAGCCAAUUCGCCUCUCCGUCACUCACUUCUCUGCAUCAUUCCCCCAAAACCCUUCGUCGCUUCCUUUCAGAUCAUUACGCCGAUCAACUUCGUCCUUCAAAUGCGCUUCUAUCAGAGCUUCUUCAUCGAAGUCACAAGACCCGAGGCUCCCAGUUUUGCAGUCACUACCUUCCCGUCUCCUCAAAUCCACCUGCAUCACCUUCACCGCCGCAGCGGCGCUGUUCUUCGCGAAUCUCCAGCUCAAACCUCCGCCGGCGAUUGCGGCUCCUCUCGCGGCGACGCCGUCGGUGGAAUCUCUUGAACAGAGAAGCGGAGACGUUUCGUUGGAAGAAGAAGUGAGGUCGCUCGAAGAGCAUCUCGCUUCUCACCCUGAAGACGUGGAAGCUCUACGGUCGUUAAUGGAGGUAAGGAUCAAAUCUCGGAAGCUUACAGAAGCGAUAGAGGUGAUCGAUAGGUUGAUAGAGUUGGAACCAGAGGAGAAAGAGUGGCCCAUUUUGAAAGCUAACAUCUUUAGUCACAGUGGAGACUUAGAGUCAGCCAAGAGUGGAUUUGAAGAGAUCCUAGCCAAGGAUCCGCUUCGUGUCGAGGCCUAUCACGGACUGGUUAUGGCUUAUUCCGAAUCAGGCGAUGAUAUGAACGCGGUGGAGAAGAGGAUUCAGGUGGCGAUGGAGAGGUGCAAGAAGGAGAAGAACCGUAAGGACCUUAGGGAUUUCAAGCUACUAGUGGCGCAGAUUCGGGUCAUUGAAGGGAAGCAUAACGAAGCACUGAAGCUGUAUCAGGAGCUUGUGAAGGAAGAGCCGAGAGAUUUCAGGCCGUAUCUCUGUCAAGGGAUCAUAUACACGGUGCUCAAGAAGCAAGACGAGGCGGAGAAACAGUUUGAGAAGUUUAGGAAACUUGUCCCGAGGAAUCAUCCUUACAGAGAGUAUUUUAUGGAUAAUAUGGUUGCUACGAAGCUCUUUGCGGAGAAGGCACAGCGAGAGAUGGCUGGAUCAAAGAGUUGA
Messenger RNA from Thlaspi arvense, 1035 nucleotides. NCBI's taxonomy places the organism in Eukaryota, Viridiplantae, Streptophyta, Magnoliopsida, Brassicales, Brassicaceae. The record is from the annotation of a GenBank genome assembly.